AUGCGUAGUUCAAAUAGCGUCCCUAUAGGAAAGAUGGCGGGAGUGGCUUUGAUGCUGCGUUCGGCGUUUCGGCAGUUCUUCCCCAUGCCAUGUGCUGGUCAAACAAGAGGUUAUUAUGUGGACUGGAGGAUGGUACGUGAUGUUAAGAGAAGGAAAAUGGCUUUUGAUUAUGCAGAUCAGAGACUGCGGCUGAAUUGCCUUAGGAAAAAUAAAAUUUUGCCUAAAGAACUCCAGGAAAUUACCGAUAAGGAGAUAGCUGAUCUUCCCCGAGAUAGUUGCCCUGUGCGGAUCCACAAUCGAUGUGUUCUGACAUCCCGACCUAGAGGUGUAAAAAAGAGAUGGAGGCUCAGCCGAAUUGUCUUCCGUCAUCUGGCUGACCAUGCCCAGCUCUCUGGGAUACAGAGGGCAAUGUGGUGACCUACAAGCAAGUAAUCUCUUAACGUGACAAAACUGAAUCCUAAUUGAAAAUUCCUGGACAUGGUGUGCAAGAAUGAGAGAUUAAGUAUGUUGACAAGGAUAUCAGUCUGAUAUUAUGAAGAUGUGAACCUACUCUUGCAACUAAGAAGACAUGCAAAAUAAACUCUCACAGAUUUGACUCUGAUU
Molecule: messenger RNA, 603 nt
Organism: Notechis scutatus (mainland tiger snake)
Lineage: Eukaryota; Metazoa; Chordata; Lepidosauria; Squamata; Elapidae
Gene: MRPS14
Product: mitochondrial ribosomal protein S14
Biological process (GO): translation
Cellular component (GO): ribosome; mitochondrial small ribosomal subunit
Molecular function (GO): structural constituent of ribosome
Source: RefSeq, a predicted model, not a curated record